Molecule: messenger RNA, 2330 nt
Organism: Phlebotomus papatasi
Lineage: Eukaryota; Metazoa; Arthropoda; Insecta; Diptera; Psychodidae
Exons: 3
Coding region: 777-1904 (375 amino acids)
Biological process (GO): detection of chemical stimulus involved in sensory perception of smell; sensory perception of smell
Cellular component (GO): plasma membrane
Molecular function (GO): olfactory receptor activity; odorant binding
Source: RefSeq, a predicted model, not a curated record
UUACUAUUCAUUCAUUCACUGGACGAAUUCAAAGCCGAUAUGACAUGAGAAAUCUUUUUCCGCUACUGCUCAGCUUUGAACCCGAGACCUCACAGUCAUAGAACCACUUCUCUCCACUGAUCCACUUGAGGCUCAAUGAACCGGUUAAAUACCGAUGACUAAUAUUUCUCCAAAAAUGAAUUGUAAUACUCCUAAGCUAUUUUGGGCGAUCUUUUAAGUGAUUUAUAAAUCAGUAAAUUAUGCAUUGAAUUAAAUAGUAAAUUAUGCGAAAGUAUACUUUUAAGGCAAGCGCCUGGCAAGUUGGCCUUUUUAUAUGGAGCUAUUUGAAGCCAAUUCCUAAAUUGAUCUCGGACUCAGCUCACAGCGCUCCGAGGAAAAAAAAUAUUUAAACAAAAAUUUAGUAUAUUUAUCCCUUCAUACGGAAAGGUAUCUUAUAAUACGGAAAAACUUCUCACUUUUUAAAUAUUUAGCAUAACGAUCACGAGUGCAGAAAAAUUCCUAUACGCACUUUGUAUGUGAAAGUAAGAAAUUGGCUUCAACUUUGGUGGCCACUCACCGGGGACUAGUUUUAAGGCAUAUCAUCUAAGUAACGAGUUCGAGCAUUUCGCAAAGCAUAGGAUACUUUGCCACUUCUUUUGUUGCCACAAAACCAAUUUUAUUAGUAAUUGGAAUUUAAUUUACCGAUUGAAAUAUUAUUCUAUAUAUAAAUUUAGUAUCAUUAACUUGGUUUCUUGCUUUUAGUUUUUUAUGGUGCGGUUGUCAUAGUUGACGCAAAUAUGUCGAAUAACUUGGAUAUAUUUAAGAAGAUAGAGUCUAAAGUUGAAUUUGGGAUUUCAAUGAUGACCUUGUGUUUAACAACUGGACCACUAAAGCGACGAAUUUUGAUUUCGCUAUCACUUGUCAAUAACUUACUGAACGUUAUUUUAUCAGCCAAUCAUUUGGUCUUGAACUUUCAUGGAAAAUUAACUACAAAUAUUAUGGGAAGUGCUGUAAUAGUUUUUGGAUCAUCACAAAUUGUUCUUAAAAAUUUCUCAACAUAUUUCUACCGUGAGAAUUUGUUGGAACUCUUUCGAUGGACUCAGUCCCUUCACAACAAACAACAAAAUGGUGUAUUGAAAGUUAUUACUGAAGAGAGCCUUCUGAAGUAUGACAAACUUUGGAUUAUUCUUUUCAAAAUAACUCAUGGUGCAAUAUUUGUUACUUGUUUUGUGUUUGGAGUCAAUAAUAUUGUCAAGGGCGAUGCCGGUGUUUUGUUUCGAUUUCCGUUUAUCUCAAUGAAUUUCGUUUACUAUUCAGAACUAAUGGUUUCCUUGCAAUUAAUUUGUGUCUGUAUUUCAGGCAUAAUUACCAUAACUUCAGACUUAGGAAUAGUAUACAUUGGCAUGGAAAUAAUGUCAACAUUAGAUGUUUUACAUUAUUUUAUUUUAUCAUAUAAAGACCGAACACCAAAAAAAAUUGAUUUUCUUGAAGUAGUCACGAGAGAUCAUUCCGCGAUCAUUGAAAAAAUUAAUCAUUUUAAUAAUGCCAUUUACAUGCUGUCCUUUACACAAUUUGUAACAAGUACUUUGCUUUGUCUUAUAGCCUUUGCCGAUAUAAGCAUGAAUUCUAAAAGUCCUAUUGGAUAUCUAAUCGCUCUUUGUUCUAUGUCUCAACUUUUUCUCCCAUGCCUUUUUGGGGAAUUUAUAAAGAUUAAAACCGAAAGACUAUCCAUAUCACUUUACUUUAUUAAUUGGUACAAUAUGAAUCGAAAGGAUCAAAAUAAUUUCAUAGUAAUUCUUGGGCUAAUGCAACGAACAUAUGGGGUGAAAGCUGCUGGAAUGUAUAAUGUCGACAUCUACACUUUUAUCCAGAUUGUUAAAAUGGCGUCUUCUUACUGUGCUAUCUUGCUUGCUGUUAACAAUUAAAAAUCUAUUGUUGCAAAAUAGUUUAAGAAAAGAAUGUGGUGCAUUAUGAAAUACUGCUCAGAUUGAUAGGACUGUCUAGUUAUUAGAUUUUAUCAUAUUUUGAAGCUUUUAUUUAUUGAGUUGUUUAUCUUCACGAAAGAAAGAAAAGAUGACCGUAUUAUUGUUAUUACAUUAUAAUUAAAAACGAAUUCAAUUUAGGGCGGAGUUUAAUAGUCGUGCCUACUGACUAAAUAAACAACGCCACUAAUAAAAAUUGCAUGAACCACAAGUUUUUUUUCUAUUUCUUAACAGUCAGUGGCUUUAGGUGUUGUGGGUCAGGAUAAUGCUUAAAUCGUCAUGACUUUAAAUAAAAUGUUAGUAGAACCAAUUUUUUAUUUAUAUCAAAUACAUGUUCAAUAAAUAAUUAAUGAUGGUUUUUCAAUACAA